CCAGUCCAGAUGGUGGCGGUAAUGCUACGUCCGGGUAAUGCCACGUCCAAUGCUUGUCCAUAGCAAGGUAGCGAAGAAGAUGAAAACAAUCAUGAGGAAGUUGGGAUAGCUGGCUGUGUAGGUAGACUAUUGAAUACUUUUGCAAUUUUAGGCCAUCGUUAGCCUUUUAUGCAUCUUCAUGGAUGUUAUAUCUUUGGUUUUACAAGAUGCAUAUGGCCGUGUGCAGUUGGGAGGACUACCUAGUAAAGAUUUUCGGGAAUUGGCGCCUGUCAUCAGUGCGAGUAUUAGCAGUCCCUCUGUAACUAGUCGUCUUUCUCCACCUUCCAUUGAAUCUGAUAAAAGUUAUCAAAAGGAGAAGGAAAUCAUAUCUCACUGUCAUGGAAAUGUAGUUUUACAAGUUACGCCUCUGGCUCUCUCACUUGUUGAAAAAAUGUCAGUCAAACUCCUGGAUCACAAGUCACCACAGGACCUCAGACUGUACAUACAAAGUCUGUUUCGGGUGCUUCAUGAAGAAUUCAAUUUCAUUUCCAGCACUUUAUCCCUUUUUGGCAACAGUAAUCGAUUGUUCUCCCAUUUGGCAGCAAAAUGUCUAUCCUCACUCUUAAUUUGUGACCUUCAGAGUUCAAAUGCACGUGGCAUAGUGAUGCAAAGGAUGUGUGAAGAGGCAUUCCAAAUGCACAGUUCCUGCUAUAAAUUGGAUGCUGCCAUCUGGUCCCUUACGGCUGUGAUAAAGGAAGUCCUCAAAGGAAACACUGGGCAUAAGUCAGAGCACAUUGAAAUAUUACUCACAAGGACGGACUCAGGUAUCACAUCCUGGUACUCGUCUCUUCUCCUGGCUGAGGACAUUAGGAAUGCUGGUGACUGGGAGACAACACUGACCACAUUCAUGGACCUGCUGGAAGCCCUCACUGCUGCCCGAUUCCGGCUGGGCACCUGCUUCUCAAGCCAGAGGCUGUUAUUCCUCCAAGCUCCAGUUCUUCUACAACUUCUAGACACUCGUGUAGACUAUUAUGUAAAGAAGCAUGUCCUUUUGCUCCUGAAGAAAACACUUCUUCAGAGGACUGGUGAGGAUUGGCUCUCAGGAGCCCCAUUCCCCACAGCCCACGGAGAUCCGUACCUGGCUGAGGAUAUGGGUGCACUCACAGAGUCUGUGCUAGAGGCAAUGGACUGUGGUUGGCUGAGUCAUGUGCCUGUGAGCGCCAGCCCCAGUUUUUUUGGUGGGACCAACCAGUCAUGUUCAGAAGAGAGAGCUGAUGAUGUGAUGUUGAGAGCGGUGAGCCUGGUUCUUCUGAAAUCUUUGGAACACCAAACACAGUCCGCUCAUUCUAAGAGUGGCAGCCAGACCAUUCAUACGUUGAGGCAUUUAACGAAGUUACUUCUGUUCCUGAACCAGCAUUGUGUUCAGCUGAGGCAGAGCUGCCAUCCUUGUUUUUGUGUGUCACUGGUGUUUGCGGACCAGGAUGAUGACAUGGUAGAGGCUGCCAGGGCGUUAAUUAUACUACACACACAUCAGAAAAGCUUGGGUGUCCUCUCUGCGGCCAGCUCUUGUGAGAAGGGGUUGAACCCCCACUGCCAUUUUGUGCUACUCCUUAGGGUUCUAAUGUUCGACCACUCUGUGCUGCUCGACUUCCUGAUCUCUUCGGAAACUUGUUUCCUGGAGUACAUCGUCCGCUAUUUGAAGCUCCUACGGGAUGACUGGGAGGGCUUCUGCAAUUCGUGUCAGCUCAUUGAGGGACAGGACGUCCAAAGGCAGGGCAGAGGGUGGAGGAAGAACAGUAGCCAAACGUCAGCUAUGCACGACAGAUCCACUGUAAGUGAAAUGAGAGAAUGUCAUUCAGGUGACAGUCCGAGCAACGCCUGCUCGGGCCCACAUGCGUGCUCACGUCUGGUGGAUUAUGGGAGUUCGGAGGACUCCGGGGAGGAGAAGGAAGAGGUGGAUGUGUGUGCCGGCACACCUGACACAGGCCGAAAAGUUCCAGCAGGGUCUCACCGCUCAGAGGGAGACAGACAGUGUGUCUCCCUGCCAGACUCCAAAGCAAGCUUGGAACCAAGUAAGCAGGUAGCUCUUGUCAAGUGCACACAGACAUCUCUAGCUCAAAAAGUAGUGCUUUGCCUCAUGGAACUAAGGACAGUUGUGUCAAGGCUACAGAGAAAGAACCUGUUUCCCUAUAAUCCUGCCUCACUCAUAAAGCUCCUGGCACUAAUUGAAGAAAAAGUGGAUUGAUUCGCUAGUUUUCACUGGUGGAUUCCAAAUGUAAUGCACUUAAACAUGUAAAUAUGAUUUCAGAGGUGUCAAAUACAUCAAAUAAAGUCAAAGUCAAAAACAUCAAA
Messenger RNA from Alosa sapidissima (American shad), 2331 nucleotides. It is a transcript of the gene lins1, whose product is annotated as lines homolog 1. The coding region runs from base 179 to 2224 and encodes 681 amino acids. The record is from RefSeq and is a predicted model, not a curated record. The transcript is spliced from 6 exons. Lineage: Eukaryota; Metazoa; Chordata; Actinopteri; Clupeiformes; Clupeidae.